Paramisgurnus dabryanus is the source of this 2338-nucleotide messenger RNA. RefSeq names its product OMA1 zinc metallopeptidase (gene oma1). Gene Ontology annotation, molecular function: metalloendopeptidase activity. Gene Ontology annotation, biological process: protein quality control for misfolded or incompletely synthesized proteins; mitochondrial protein processing. Gene Ontology annotation, cellular component: mitochondrial inner membrane. NCBI's taxonomy places the organism in Eukaryota, Metazoa, Chordata, Actinopteri, Cypriniformes, Cobitidae. The record is from RefSeq and is a predicted model, not a curated record.
AAGCGACCCGAGGAGAGUUUCGAGGGCAUCAAUACAGAAGUUCUCUGAACUGACAGAUAAACUGUUUUAGAAUAACCAAUGACAUGCCACAAUGAACAUCAAGCGACACUGACACUGUUCUGGAAUCUGGAUGCCCUGCUGAAGUUUAUCACCACUCGAUUAUUGUAGCUGUUGUAUGGAUAUAUGGACUGAAUGUUAAACCAGCAAUGGACCCAUAACAACUGACAUUAGGGUGAUGACUUUGGUAAAGUUGGAUGUAAACGUGUUUUAUAAAACAUGGACCUUAUAGGUAUUUGCCUGUUCAAACGCAACGUGUCCAUUUUAACAACUUUAAAUCGAUGCCGAAUAUUUAAUUCAGUGGUCAGAUGGAGGGACCAGAAAAAACUUUACACGUACAAAUCACUCUCUGACUCUGCUCCUACGGAUCUGACCAGGACAUACUUCUCUUUCUCUGUAAGAGGAUCUUUAUUCCCUAAAUCCCUCAGUCUGACGUCAAGGUCACGACGACUCGGCACUGAAUUCAAAUCUCCAAUUCAAGCAGUCCCGGUGAUAAUUCAACCCACACGCGAGUUUCACACUUCCGGCAGGUUAAAAGCUUUACCUGCGCCUGUCAUAUGGCUGGUGUUAAAGCCCAUACAGAAGCUCGUGGCAAUCAUACUAGGCAGGAGCAUUAGAAAGUGGUGGUUGGCUUUGCCAGCCAAUAAAAAGCAGUUGUUUCGUGAAUGGAUGAGGCGUCGGCGAUGGCACUUGGCAGGAGCUGGGGCAGGAUUUAUGUUCUUCAUCUCGCUUUUCUUUCUUACACACCUGGAUGAAUCUCCAGUUACUGGCAGGAGCAGACUGCUGGUGUUCAGCAGGGAGAACUUCCUGGAGCUGGCUCAGUUCACUUCAGAUGGGUAUAUGGAGGAGUUUAAGGAGUCUCUGCUUCCUGCAUCAGAUCCCAGGCAUCAGGUGGUUGAGCAAGUGGUUCAACAUAUAGCGCAGAGGAACCAGGACAUUGCUGAGAUUUCUUCUGUCUCCUGGACUGUCCAUGUGGUUGAUGGGCCCACUGUCAACGCUUUUGUUUUGCCUAAUGGAGAGGUAUUUAUUUUUACAGCAAUGCUGGAAGCUGUAGCAGACGUCCAUCAGCUGACCUUUAUACUAGGGCAUGAGAUGGCUCACGCUUUGAUUGGUCAUGCGGCAGAGCAGGCCAGUUUGUCUCAUGUGGUGGAGCUCUUGUCUCUCAUCCUGCUAACUGCGAUCUGGGCAAUCUGUCCUCGUGACAGUCUGGCUGUGCUGGGCCAGUGGAUUCAAACCAAACUCGUCCAGUUCUUAUUUGACAGGCCAUUCAGUCGUAAACUGGAGGCAGAGGCGGACCAGGUUGGCCUGCAGUUGGCUGCCAAGGCGUGCGCUGAUGUGAGGGCGGGCCCGGUGUUUUGGCAGCAGAUGGAGAUCUCUGAACAGUUGAGAGGAGAGCCCACCAUCCCAGAGUGGCUGUCCACACACCCCUCCCACCAAAACCGUGUCAGACAGCUGGACCGCCUCGUCCCUGAGGCUCUGGAGCUCCGUGGACGCUGCGACUGUCCCACCCUACCAGCAGCGGACCCCCGUGUUAUUUUCUCCAAGAGCGUUCGAUUGAUUUUGGAAAACGCCAAGAAGCAAGAGGUGAUGGAGAAAGAGGAAAAUAAUGAAAAAGGGAGAAUGCUACCCCUUCCUCAAACCCCUCCUGUCCCAGCUCAGGGUGCUCCGCUAGGGGGGCUGCUGGCUUCGUCCGCACUGCCACAAAACUCCGCUUAGUAAACAAGACCGACAGGCACAGAUUCGAGCUUUCCUUUGUAGUUCCCGCUUUCCUCUCCAGCAGCUUUGAACAAGGCCGAGCGCGUCACCGGAUUGAUCAGUUGCGUUUGUUGUCACUUGGAUUCCCACGAGUUUGCUGCUGUGAUGUUAGUCGAUGAGUCGAAACGAGUGGGCAUACAUAUGUCGAACUUUGACUUCACGCCCCUCCUCUUAACAUCCACUGUAGGUGCGAGCCUAUGAAUAACGAAGGCUUUCCAAAUGGGGUUUUGAUUAGUUUUAAUUAUGUUAUUAGCGUAAGACCCCUAUGAAGAUGGGUAGCGGUGUGCAUUAUUCAUCAAAGAUUCGGCUCUACUAUAGGUUCCCGGACGUGAUGUAAGUGCUGCGUAGCUGUUUGUGCCGCUGUGUUCAGAACUGCGCUGUGAUUUGGGCUCUCUACAUUAUUUAAAGGAUUUAUUAACAGUGACAGCUGGACCCGGAUGAGCCCAACAGUAGCGUUCUUGAAAAGCGUGUCCUCUAUGCAAGAGACGUGAAUGUAAUCGUGGCAUAAAGAAUUGUGUUUACACCC